GCUCUAACCUCUCCUGGUCAAUACUAUGGCCAAGACCCCUAGUGACCAUCUCUUGUACUCCCUGGAGGAGCUGGUGCCCUAUGACUUUGAAAAGUUCAAGUUCAAGCUGCAAAACACCAGCCUGGAGAAGGAGCAUCCUCGGAUACCCCGAGGCCAGCUCCAGACAGCUAAGCCAGUGAAGCUGGCCACUCUGAUGCUCACCCACUAUGGGGAGAAGUGUGCCGUGCGGCUGACACUGCAGGUCCUGAGGGCCAUCAACCAGCACCUCCUGGCAGAGGAGCUCCACAGGGCGAUUGGUCCAGAAUAUCCGAUACAAGAAAGUGGCACUGACUGUUUGGCAAUGUCUUGUUUAUCUGGGGAGAAUAAGCCCAAAAACCUAAGGAUACCAGAUGGCCUGGAAGGUGACAGGCAGCAGCCAAGUGGUGAUGGGACAACCAGCCAGCCCGAGGCUGGUAAGGGGCCCCAGAAGAAGCCUCAGGGUAAACGGAGAGAUCAGAAGGGCUCAGAGGGCCUGGAUGUCCAGGGCAAGCCAGGCCCUAGGAGUGUAAAUCUGUCUUCCAAGAGAAGUCCAUUCCCAGGCAAGCCACAAGGGGAGAAGGGGAGCAAUUCAAGUGUCAGACUACGCAGGAAUGCCAGCUCUGCAGGAAGACUCCAAGGACUUUCCAGUGGGUCACCUGCUGGGUCCCCGGGCAGGAAAGAAUGCAAGAUAUCUGAACCAUAUGUACCUUCAAAAAAGAAUCGACCCAGAAGUCUUGAAUUUACCAUUUCUUCAGGAGAGAGAGAACUGCCCAAUCUAGGAACUCUUCUGCCUCAAGAGAAAAUCAUAAGUGAGAAUCCUAACUCACCAGCUAUCCUCCGCAAAGUGGCCACUCUGACUGUAGGGGCUACCGUAGCUCUGAAGAAAUGCUCCAGAAAUCCAGAACAUUCUGCAACCCUGGAUGGGGAAGCAUUCAGGAAUGUGCUUUCCAAUAUGUCAUUGGCUGGAGAGGAGAAGACCUGGGAGCAUCCAAAAUCCACACCUUCAGAGAAAAACAAAAAUGAGGAACCAGAGACCCCUGGGACCGCGGGGGAGGCAGUAGGCAGUGAGCCUUUAAAUCCAGGAGUCCCUCCAUCUUCAGGGAGGCCGCAGGAUGAAGUUGUGUGUCCCCUUUGCCGUGCCCAGGAAGGAGACCCGGUUGGUGGCACUUGUGUGCACAAUUCUUGCAGCUGCUCCAUUGAUUCUAGGGAUCCCAAGACCUCGGGUGGUUGCUUGCCCAGCUGCCCCAGGUACCAGGCCUCACUCCCAACAGAGAGCUCUGGAGACCCUGAGCGACAGGAGGGCCUACUGAUGGCCUGCCUGAGCCCUAAGCCCCUGCCACAAUGUGAGCGUCACAUGAAGCAGGCCCAGUUGCUCUUCUGUGAGGACCAUGGGGAAACUAUCUGCCUCAUCUGCAGCCUGAGUCAGGAGCACCGAGGCCACUGGGUACGCCCCAUCGAGGAAGCUGCUCUGGAAUACAAGGAGCAAAUUCAGAAGCAGCUGGAGCAUCUGAAGGAGCUGAGAAAAUCUGGAGAAGAGCAAAGAUCUCAGGGGGAUAAGAACAUAGCAAACUACCUGAAACAAACUGAAAUCCAGAAGCAAAGAGUCAGGUACCAGCUGGAGAAGUUACACCGCUUUCUGGAGCAGCAAGAGCAGCUCUUUAUGGCCUGGCUAGAGGAACUAGGCCAGACCAUUGGCCAGGUCAGGGAGACGUAUGACAGCCAAGUGUCGAGGGAUAUUGCCGAUCUCAACAAGCUAAUUGAGGAGCUGGAAGCCAAGCAGUGUCAGCCAGAAUGGGAGCUUAUGCAGGACAUCGGAGUCAUCCUGCACAGAGCCAAGACAGUGACUAUCCCUGAGCCAUGGACCACUCCUCUAGAGGUAAAAGAAAAGAUCCACCUCCUCCACCAGAAAUCAGAGUUUGUGGAGAAGAGCGUAAAGCAUUUCUUGGAAACCCUGCGUUCAGGAAUGGAAACCUUCAAUGUUCCAGAACUGAUUGGUGCUCAGGUACAUGCUGGUAAGUGCCCAGUUCAAGGUGAGUGGCCUUGGCCUGAUGGGUCCCUGUGCUGCCCCUGCGUUCCAGAAGAGCAGCCCUGCCCAUGUUUCCUGGAGGUGGGGAGAACCUGUGGGGAUGUUGCCCAUGAACCCCUUGCUAGGUAUUCUCAUUAUCUCUGCAGUUAA
Messenger RNA from Artibeus jamaicensis (Jamaican fruit-eating bat), 2194 nucleotides. RefSeq names its product MEFV innate immunity regulator, pyrin (gene MEFV). The record is from RefSeq and is a predicted model, not a curated record. NCBI's taxonomy places the organism in Eukaryota, Metazoa, Chordata, Mammalia, Chiroptera, Phyllostomidae. The transcript has 9 exons. Gene Ontology annotation, molecular function: zinc ion binding. Bases 26 to 2194 code for a protein of 722 amino acids.